GCCGCCAAGCAGAGAGCAAGAGUGCUGCCCGAAAGUCUGCCAACGUCGUCGAGCUCGACGAUCUCCUCAAAACAACCCCCAGCGGUGCGUACCUGCCAUGUUUCUGGUCGUCUGGGUGAAAGAACGGAGGAUUUUGGUGCUCGGACGGGAAUGGAUUGGUCGCGCUUGGUUCGGAUGUUGAUCUGCUGUUCCUCUCUUGUCCAGGUUCAAUAUGUCGUCAAAACUUCCCUCCGUUCUCGCCGCCACCGAUGAGGAGAUUCAGCUACUCCUAGCUGCGCAGUCUCACAUUGGCAGCAAGAACUGCGACAAGCAGAUGCUUCCUUAUGUUUGGAAGCGUAGGUCCGAUGGUGUGUUUGCACGCUUUAAUACGCAUUCGUUCAAUCCAGAUGAUUUUCUCUCUCUCCGUGGUAUAGGUAUCCACAUUAUCAACAUCGGAAAGACCUGGGAAAAGCUCGUUUUCGCUGCCCGUAUCAUCGCCGCUAUUGAGAACCCUAAUGACGUUUGUGUCAUUUCCGCUCGCCCUUACGGUCACCGUGCAGUCAUCAAAUACGCCGCCAACACUGGUGCCCAGGCCAUCGCUGGUCGUUUCACCCCCGGUUCAUUCACCAACUACAUCACCCGCUCUUUCAAGGAGCCCCGUCUCAUUGUCGUCACUGACCCCCGUGUUGACCACCAAGCCAUCCGGGAGGCAUCCUACGUCAACAUCCCCGUUAUUGCUUUCUGCGACACCGAUGCUCCCCUGAAGUUCGUCGAUGUUGCCAUUCCCACCAACAACAAGUCCCGUCACUCGAUCGGUCUCAUGUGGUGGCUUCUUGCCCGUGAGGUUCUCCGUCUGCGGGGUACCAUUCCUCGCACUCCUGAUGGCUGGAACGUUAUGGUCGACAUGUUCUUCUACCGUGAUCCUGAAGAGAUUGAGAAGCAGCAACAGGAGGAGGCUCAGGCCAAGGCCGCUGCCGUUGUUGGCGAGCCUGCUGAGGUGACUGACUGGGACGUGACUGCUGCUCCCGCUGCAGGUGCUAUCAACCCUGCUCUUGUAGCCCAGGAGGGUGGUCUUGACUGGUCCGCAGAACCUACUGGUGCGGGUACCACCGACUGGUCAGCGGAGCCCACGACUGGUGCCGGUGGAUGGGGUGCCGAAGCUACUGGUGCUACAGGGUGGGAUUAAGCCGAGGACAUCGCAGUAUCAUACACCUACAUUAUCUACCCGUCGUCUGGGCUUGUUCUCUUGCUCGCUACGUCUCUCACAUGCAUCUCAUGACGCUCCAGCUUUCCCUCUGCAAAAUAUGUACAUGUGCAAUAUGACGCCUUCUUUCACUGGGUCUUAUGUCACUGGACUUAUGGACACUGACAGACUGUCUGACCCAUGUAACUGGUCUAUGAGGCAUGAGCGUGAGGUCUGGCGUAAGUUCGUUGGAUGUGCAUAAAGUAAAGUGGGAUGGUAUGUACAUCUGAUGGGGUAUGCGUACGGGAAGGUGUCGCGGCAAUAAAGAAAACAAUGCAGGGGAUACAGUAGGUGCAACAACAAAUUAAUAACACUAAAUCGUUCAAAUGC
This is a messenger RNA of Somion occarium, 1552 nucleotides long. NCBI's taxonomy places the organism in Eukaryota, Fungi, Basidiomycota, Agaricomycetes, Polyporales, Cerrenaceae. The record is from the annotation of a GenBank genome assembly.